AUGGCUGCAAUAGGGCGGCGGGACAGCCUGGCAGCCCGCGCCCACCCCGGGGGAGCCCACAGUGCCGGGUGUUGGUGGCUGUGGCGGGCGCUGCUCCUGGCCUGGCUCAGCCUGGGCUGUGGGAUCGGCACCACACAGGUCCCAGCCCCACGAGGAGCAAUGUGGGGUCCUGAGCCCCCCACCCACACUCGGCCCCGCCGGCAGCCAGCUCAGGGUGCGUGGGGGCCGUGGGGGCCAUGGAGUGUCUGCUCCAGCUCCUGCGGGGACGGCGUUGCAUUCCGCACCCGGAGGUGUCUGCGCUCUGCCGAGGAGGAGCCGUGCACAGGGGACCAGCGGCAGUACCGCCUCUGCCAGCUGCAGGGCUGCCCUGGCGGCUCGGUGCCGUUCCGUGCCAUGCAGUGCUCCCUAUACGACGACAAACCCGUGCAGGGCAUGCAGACCCGGCACCGCUGGGUGCCCUUCUAUGGAGCCCCCAACGUCUGUGACCUCAACUGCUUGGCUGUGGGGCACAACUUCUACUACACCUUUGGCCGAGUGCUGGAUGGCACCCGCUGCAGGCCUGGCUCCACGGAUCUGUGCGUCGGUGGGCGCUGCCUGAGCGUUGGCUGUGAUGGGAUCCUAGGCAUGGGUGCACAGACCCGUGUCUGCAGCCGGUGCGGCGGCGGGCAGGAUGGGUGCCUCUUUGUGCACCGGCUCUUCCAGGACACGGAGCCCUUCUCCGGUCAUUUUGGGUACAUGAAUGUGACCAAGAUUCCCGCUGGAGCCACCAACAUCAAGGUGACAGACAAGAGCCGCAACUUCCUUGCCCUGAUGGGGAGCGACGGACGCUACGUGCUCAAUGGGGACUGGUCCAUCGCCUGGCCGGGGCCCUACGAGGCAGCUGGCACACAGCUGCUCUACGCCCGCAGCCCUGAUGGCACCGAGAGCCUGGAGGCACCUGGACCCACAGACGAGGACCUCCAUGUGCUGGUGCUGCUGCAGGAGCCCAACCCAGGCAUUGAGUAUGAGUUCUGGUUGCCUCGUGGGCUCCCCCAGCGCAGCAUGGUGGACACCAGUGCCCUGCGACAGCCCCAGCCCCGUGGUGCCGGCAGCCCCCCGCCUGUUGAGCCCCCACUUCCCACAGUGACCCCCAGGGCCUGGGGCCACAUUACAGAGCCACUGCCACCGCGAAGCCCCCCUGGGGUCAGAGCUGCUGCAGGGCGAUGCGGGCGGUGCCGUCCACCCAAGGGACGCUCCCAGCGCAUCCAGCACUUCUGCCAGAGUGACUUCGGUGAGCAGCAGUGGGGCGGGGGGCAGGUGUUCCGAGCGCGGAUCCUGGCACGCCGCUCGGUGGGGCAGGAGAUGCGCUACGAGGUGCAGGUGGUGACGCCGUACCGACGCCGCUUCCCCAUGGUACCGCUGGAAUACGUCUGGGUGCCCGACACGUGCGGCUGCCCCACGCUGCUGGGGGGCCACGAAUACGUGCUGAUGGCACGGCGGCACGUCAACUACGAGCACACGCUGAACCGCAUCCUGCUGCAGCGCGACGGCUACGCGCGGCCGUGGUCACCCCGCGAGGAGCGCGCGGUGCGGGAGGCGGAACGGCACUGCGCCCACCUGCAAUGA
Centrocercus urophasianus (Greater sage-grouse) is the source of this 1605-nucleotide messenger RNA. It is a transcript of the gene ADAMTSL5, whose product is annotated as ADAMTS like 5. The record is from RefSeq and is a predicted model, not a curated record. Bases 1 to 1605 code for a protein of 534 amino acids. Gene Ontology annotation, biological process: extracellular matrix organization. Gene Ontology annotation, cellular component: extracellular matrix. Gene Ontology annotation, molecular function: protein binding; metalloendopeptidase activity. The transcript has 12 exons. Lineage: Eukaryota; Metazoa; Chordata; Aves; Galliformes; Phasianidae.